Ostertagia ostertagi is the source of this 225-nucleotide messenger RNA. NCBI's taxonomy places the organism in Eukaryota, Metazoa, Nematoda, Chromadorea, Rhabditida, Trichostrongylidae. The record is from the annotation of a GenBank genome assembly.
AUGGGCAUGCGAGCCUCGUUUGAUAAUGUGAACAUUCUGCUGAAUCUGAACAGCACAUCAUCGGUCGUAAUUCAACCACGCGGUAUGGAUGUCAACCUUCGGUACAAAGUACCUGACGGCUUGCGACCGUUGUUGGAAGCACUGGCAAGAGAGACGUUGCGAUCACAGCCGAAAGACAUCGUGCGAUUUGCCCAACUAUUCUUUGAGGAGCUGCAACAUCACAGA